Orbilia oligospora ATCC 24927 is the source of this 1707-nucleotide messenger RNA. RefSeq lists its product as uncharacterized. Bases 1 to 1707 code for a protein of 568 amino acids. The record is from RefSeq and is a predicted model, not a curated record. The transcript has a single exon. Lineage: Eukaryota; Fungi; Ascomycota; Orbiliomycetes; Orbiliales; Orbiliaceae.
AUGAAAUUAGCACUUUUCAUCCUCCUCUCCCUCCCAGUGGUACUAUCCCGUCCACAAGCCUACUCUGAUGAAGCCUUUGAAAUCAGCACAAACGCUGCAGCAGAUGUCUCCCAUAUCACCGCCGCCACGAUCCCCCCAGUAGACCAAGAUGGUACCUGGGAAACCCUAACCACCAGCCACUACCACCCCGAAACCACAGGUUCAACACCCACCACUACUGUGCCAAUUUCAGAACAUCCAUCAGCUCAAUCUGUUGCUACAGACGCUUCAGUUUCAAGUUCAACCCCUGGUGGAGCGGUUGAGACAUUAAGUCAACAAACCGCCCAGCCAAUAUCACCUACUCACAUCGAUAACCAUGGAGUCAAUGAAUUACUGGCUGGAGUUAGUAAUACUCUAUCAUCACUCUCAAACUCCGGAUCCGGCGCCGAUUCAUUAAUUUCCAGCGGGGGCACAAAUACGGGGCUGGAUACUUCAGACUCAGCCACUGAAUCGCGUGAUAUAGCACAAGAUAUUAACUCCGUUGUCGAAAGUACUGAAAACGAAUUCCUGGCGUCAUCGCAACAAACAGUAGAACCGGGGUUUGUACCAGUAUACUCCGCUGGGGGACAUUUUGUAGCAGAAGUUACGAUAGGUUCGAGUUAUCUGUUGAUAAAAGUCGAUACCUCGUCUUUUCAUUUUUGGGUUAUAAGUAAUUUAUUACCGGAUUUGUGUCGAGAGGCGACGAAAGCGGGGUCUGGGUGUUAUAAACCUGAUCCGGAGGCUACGGUUAUCCCUGGGAAUGUGGGGUAUACCUUUAGAUAUAGAGACGGAGCUCAAGCUAGUGGGACACAGAUAUAUUCCGACACCGUAUCCGCCGCUGGAAUCUUCGGAGCCGCAUCAUGGAGCAAGCAAGUAUUCGCCUUACCUUCCCAACUACAACAUUGGGACGGUUCAAGUGGUAUCUCCGGAAUCCUGCCCCUAGGUUUCAACGCCAAAGAAUACUGGACAUCCAAAGCCUCAUCGUCAACCAGCACGACUAGUCCGACAAGUAACAACGCCACCGAAAAAAUUCUGGAUGAAUCACCGUUAGAUAUUACUAAUUGGCAUUUUUUUACGACGUAUUUUAAACCGGGUUCUCAGAUGUUUGUUGGGUUUGAUUAUGAUCCUAAGGAUUUGUAUCAGGGUAAUUUGGUCGAGGUGCCUGUUGCGGCGAUUAAUGGGAGUUGGUUUGUUAUGCCGGAUUCUACUUGGGCUACCGUUGCGGUAGGGAGUGGAAGUGCUAGUGCUACGGCGGCUGCGACGGAUGCGGGGAGUACUCCUGCGGCUACAGCUACGGACACGGGAUCUGGGUCUGGAUCUGGUGCGGGGCCAUCUGCUGGGGAUAGUGGGAGUGUAUCAGCAUCCCCUACUGAUACCGAAACUAACAGCCCAGCAGCGACAGCCACAGAUUCUGGGAACUCGACCUCGAUAACAACUACAGAUACUGGAGAUGCUGGGUCGGCUACGGCAACAGAUAGCGGCAGCACAACUGCCACUACCACUGAUCAAGAAAGUACCAUAACCGAAACUGCGAGCUCCAUGGAAACAAGCUCCGUCGAAAGUCUUUCCGCCGAAAACGCAGCAAAUACACAACUCGUCGCUACUGCAGGAACAGAUUCUAUUAAAAAGAGAAGCCUCCAAAAAAGACAGGACUCUGCAUCUAUGCAGUACCCCAUUCUUCUUGGUUAG